AUGGUAAAUCGAAGAGUUAAUCGGCUUAUAAAUGCAAUAAUAGCAUGUUGUCUGGUUGGAUUUGUUGUCAUAUUUUUGAAAGCCCCGGCCAAUGAACCUCAAAUACAAAUGGGUGUUCCAGCUGUCGACAAAGAUAACGGAUGGUCACCUGAGGAAUGGAAACAACUAAAUAAAGAAAUUGCGAAUGAUACUAACUUUAUACAGCAUGCAGACUUAUCAGGAUGGUCGUUUGUGCAAGGCAACGCUACAAUAUCAGGUGAAGAAAUUGUUCAUUCUAUGCAAUUUCUUAACGAAAACUUUGAUGUUCUCAACACUGACAAAUUUGGUCCACCUAGCAAUGUGAAAACGAUUUUAGUAGUUCAAGUGCAUAAUCGCCCCGCUUACUUGCAAAUUCUGAUCGAGUCAAUGCGAAAAACGAAAGGAAUUGAUGAGACGCUCAUCGUUUUUUCCCACGAUAUUAAUGUUUCCGUUAUCAAUCAAAUGAUUCGAAACAUAACAUUUGCGAGGGUUUAUCAAAUAUUCUAUCCUUACAAUUUGCAAUUGUUCCCAUCAGUUUAUCCUGGGCAAAACGUUAAAGAUUGUCCAGAGAAAUUUUCUAAAUCUGAAGCUGAAAUGCUGCAGUGCAGAAAUUGGAAAACGCCGGAUAAAUAUGGAAAUUAUCGAGUUGCGAAGUUAACGCAGAUUAAACACCAUUGGUGGUGGAAGAUGAAUUUCGUAUUUGAUGGAAUUGUCGAUCGGUUUCAAAUGGAUGAUCCUUGGAUAUUACUACUUGAAGAAGACCAUAUUCUUGUGCCAGAUGCUCUUCAUGUUCUUAACACGAUCAUUGAUAACAAAUCAAGUUUUUGCGAAAAUUGCGCAAUUAUCUCACUAGGAUACUAUCUCAAAUCAAUGAAUGGUUAUGGAGACGAUAUCAACAAGCUAGCCGUACAGCCAUGGUAUAGCAGCCGGCACAAUAUGGGGAUGGCGAUUCAGCGUCAAACGUGGAAUGUUAUUAGAGAUUGUUCUACCUCGUUUUGCAAUUGGGAUGACUACAAUUGGGACUGGUCACUUAUGCAAGUAUCUGCCAAAUGUGUAUCUCAGCGAUUUCGAGUAAUUUUUGCGAAAAGUCCAAGGGUACUUCAUAUUGGUGAUUGCGGUGUUCAUACACAUCGAUGUGCGGCUCAUAAAGCCCUUGAUGCUGCAAUGGAAACUAUUCUCAAGCAUAAAAAUGCGCUGUUCCCCAGUAGUCUGGUGGUUUCGGUCGUAUCACGAAAAUCCCUGAAGCCAUCAAAAGAAAAUGGAGGAUGGGGCGAUGCAAGAGAUCGUGAACUUUGUCAGCUUAACAAAUAUCCACUGGUUAGGCAUACGUCAAGUGAAGAAACUGUUCUCAAAGAGUUGCUCAAUUCGAAAAUUUUACUUAAUUCAACGCCUCAAAACAACACACUUCGUCAGUCAUCUGGAUCUCUCUAA
This is a messenger RNA of Caenorhabditis bovis, 1449 nucleotides long. NCBI's taxonomy places the organism in Eukaryota, Metazoa, Nematoda, Chromadorea, Rhabditida, Rhabditidae. The record is from the annotation of a GenBank genome assembly.